CCCCCGGAAGUGCUUGUCUAGGGUUCGGGCUGGAGAGAGGCCUGGUAGACACAGGCGCGGAGACUCCGUCGGCUCCGAGUAGGGGGUCGGGUCGCGGAGAGAGUGAGGAGCUCCGCGGCCGCCACCCCGCGCCCUCGCAGCGCCUUUGCGCCGACGAAAUGGCUACCAAGAAGUAGAUGCCCAGACAUAAUGGUGAGGAACUAAUCCAGGUCAUGAAGUAAGAUGCAGUAUAGCGUCCAUCCAGAUUAGUUAAGGUAACAAACGAAGACAUAUUUUGAAAUAUGAUUAAUCUCCUGAUGCAGCAUCAGAGGCUAACAAUAUUAAUGGCCAGAUCUAGUGCUCACAUGGUCUUCUGAAGAAGCCAUGGGUAGCUGUUGUAGCUGUCCAGAUAAAGACACUGUCCCAGAUAACCAUCGGAACAAGUUUAAGGUCAUUAACGUGGAUGACGAUGGGAAUGAACUGGGCUCUGGAGUGAUGGAGCUCACAGACACAGAACUGGUUCUCUACACCCGGAAGCGGGACUCGGUGAAGUGGCACUACCUCUGCCUGCGGCGAUAUGGCUAUGACUCAAAUCUCUUUUCUUUUGAAAGUGGUCGAAGAUGUCAAACUGGACAAGGCAUUUUUGCUUUUAAGUGUGCCCGUGCAGAAGAAUUAUUUAACAUGUUGCAAGAGAUUAUGCAAAAUAAUAGUAUAAAUGUGGUGGAAGAGCCCGUCGUAGACAGGACUAGCCAUCAGACAGAAUCGGAAGUCCCGAGAACACCUCGAACACCUACAACUCCAGGGCUUGGUGCUCAGAACUUACCUAAUGGGUAUCCCCGCUACCCGUCGUUUGGAGAUGCUUCCUCCCACCCCUCAAGCCGGCACCCUUCUGUGGGAAGUGCUCGCUUACCUUCAGUUGGCGAAGAGUCCACACACCCUUUGCUUGUGGCUGAGGAACAAGUACAUACUUAUGUUAAUACUACAGGAGUGCAAGAAGAGCGAAAAAACCGUGCAAGUGUGCACAUUCCCCCAGAGGCCAGGGUUUCUAACGCCGAAAGCAGCACACCAAAAGAAGAGCCGAGUGACUCUGAAGACAGGGACCCGAGAGUGCUUCUUAGGCCUGAAGGCGUCAAGUUUGUUCUAGGACCAACCCCUGUGCAGAAGCAGUUAAUGGAAAAGGAGCGGCUGGAGCACCUUGGAAAAGACCCAGUCGGUGGGGGUGGGGCGAGUAGCACAGAGUGGGACACUGGCUAUGACAGCGAUGAACGCAGAGAUGUGCCCCCUGUUAACAAACUGCUGUAUGAAAAUAUCAAUGGGCUCUCUAUCCCAGGUGCCUCAGGGGCCCGGAGAGGUCGCCUGACUUCUGCCAGCACCUCAGACACCCAGAAUAUCAACAACUCAGCGCAGAGAAGACCUGCACUAUUAAACUAUGAAAAUUUACCGUCUUUGCCUCCUGUUUGGGAAGCCCGCAAGCUCAGUAGGGAUGAAGAUGACAAUUUAGGACCAAAGACCCCAUCUCUAAAUGGCUACCAUAAUAAUCUAGACCCAAUGCAUAACUAUGUUAACACAGAGAAUGUAACAGUGCCAGCAAGUGCUCACAAGAUAGACUAUUCGAGGCGCAGGGAUUGCACACCGACAGUCUUUAACUUUGAUAUCAGGCGCCCCAGUUUAGAACAUAGGCAACUCAAUUAUAUACAGGUGGAUUUGGAGGGGGGCAGUGACUCUGACAACCCUCAGACUCCAAAAACGCCGACCACUCCCCUCCCACAAACCCCCACGCGGCGCACAGAGCUGUACGCUGUGAUAGACAUUGAGAGGACUGCUGCUAUGUCCAACCUGCAGAAAGCACUGCCACGAGACGACGGUACAUCCAGGAAGACGAGACACAACAGUACCGACCUCCCCAUGUGAGCCCGGGAAGGUCUUCGACGUGAAGAUGCAAUGCUUCAUGUUCAUUUCUACACUAACUCCUUAUGUAGACUGAUCUUUGUUUUCUGAAUAUUUCAUGUGCAUCUUUAAAGGGAAUGAAUGCAGAGCAGGUACUCCUUGAAGACCCUAAUGUCACGACAGUCUCCUCCUUGUCCAGCAGCUCCCAUUUUCACAGUGCCUACUUAACAUGAGAAUUGAAGUGGGUGCUGUGCUGGCUGGCUUUGUGCUCGCUUUCUGGGUGUGCAUAGCUCCCAUGUCUAAGUGUGGUUGGCAUGUGAGCCUUUUCUAAAGUCUCUCGAUGAUGCGCAUGGCUAACAUAACUCUAGGCCCUGAGGAGUCCCCAUGGGUCACUGUGCACAGGGAACAUGAGGACUCUGAAGACAGUUCCCUGCACUGUCUCCAGCAGGGAACGUGAGGAUUUUAUUUCAGUAGUUAAGGGCUUUUUGACUUGGGCCAAAUUUGUGUAAAAGAAACAAAGAGAACCACACUUCCUUUUGUACCAGUCAGCUCCUCUGUCUUCAGGGUACUGGAAAGAGUCCAGUCUCUUUCCAGUUGUGUAUUGGAAGGCAGACAGGAGACAGCUCUGUGUCCUCAUCUCCUGUGUCAUCUGAAGGGUGUGUCCAGAUAGCAUCUUACUCAGACUUAUGAUGGGUUUAGGAGUCAGUCUCAGGUCACUUUUACCCCAAAACAUUUGAAAGUCUACACCAUGAUCUCCUGGUGUUUCCUUGUGAUAGAUUGUUGACAACACAUUGUUUCUGGAGACAUUUGUGCCAUUAAAUUCCUGUUGACCUUCAGUUGUUUUCCCCUUCGGUCUUUGGGUUGUCUUAUCUUGUUAUGUAAUAUCUUUUUCAACUUACAGUACAAUGUUGUGUAUUGUUUUGAGAUGGGAUCGUGUGUUUGCCGUUACUACUUAGUCUGCAUCUUGUUGUUGUGGUCUUGAAGGUCCAUUUGGAACUGACUAUUAUUCUCUAACAGGGUUGCCCUUGUCCAGUGUUUAUUUAUCUGCUGUUUACUUUCAAGUUGAUGAAAAAAAGCAUUGUUUGGAUUUGAAAUUUCAUUUGUGUCUAUGGGUGAUCUCUUUAGUAGCUGAGAGGAAAAGGAAGAUACUCUUAACCAUGUGAGUCCCCGAAGGUCCUGUCCUCACUGGGGCGCCCUGCGCAGCACUUUAGCAGGGGUUGUCUGAGCCCCACUGCAGGCCUGCCCUGCCAUCCUCUCCCGUGGAACUGGGCUCUUAUCACCCCAUGAUGUUGGUGAGCUGUUAAUGUGGCUGCCGACAUAGCAGGUACAGGGGCGUCUUCAAGCAUGCGGUUGUGUCAUGACUGCUGCUGUGAAAGGGAUAGUUUCCAUACACUGCUGAGACCCACAUGUUGAACUCUUGGAAAUCAAGAACACUCCGAGACCACUGUACAGUAAAGCGAAGGGAGGACCAGGCAGACCGGUAGCCUUGUGUUAUAGUUUACGCUUUUCUCUCAAGUUGAGGAAGUUUCGUGUUAUGAUCUGGAUAUACCAGAUGUGACGAGGGCAGAUUUAACAAGAAACAGUUUUAGUCAUCCAGCAUUCAGUAUAGUUAGGAACUCACCACAGAACAGUGACUGAUCAGCAGAGCGGUGGAGUGGGGCCACGAUACAGCGCAGCGCACUGUUCCCUCUGUGAACUAAAAUUCGUGCUGUUCUCUUCAGGAGAGUAGUGGCUACGUGUGCAGUUUACAUGUGUGAUACACUGUUGCAUUCAUCCUUUCUGAGUAGCUUGCUAAUUGUGCCAAAUUUCCGUGGUGGUUUUGUGAUGUGGGGUGGGAGGACCACGGCCACACAGAAGUAGCUCUCCACCUCGGGCCUGGUCUGCACGGCCAUCCAUCUGCAGGCUGGAUGCUUUGUCCUUUCUUUGGUCUCUUCAUUUUCCCCUUCAGACUCAAAUUAGGUUUUAUACUUUUUGGCUGAUUGAUAUCCUGCCUACAGUUACGCUUUAAGUAGUGUAUGGCUUGAGAACGCAGACGUGACCAAUUUGUCUGCUAGGAAUUUGAUCUUAGGGUACAACAUGAAUAUUAGGAAGAGGUAGACAGGUGUGUUGAUUGCAAGACGUCUUCUGGAAACCUCCCUUGUUUCUGUUUAAUCAGUCAUGUAGAACACCUGUGUCCUUUACAGUCGUCUCAUAAUGGCCAUCUAGCUCAGUCCUGGAAGAAUGCACCUAUUACUGUUUGAUGAAUUUUAGAGUGAGAUAUUUUAUUGCCACAUAUUUGUAGCCAUAUGUCUCAGAUUUUUCUGAAACAAACCUAAUUUUAGAUAAUUGGUUUUGUUGACUAGACCAUGCAACCCCACUUUUUGGUUUUGGAAAUAUAAUCCUUGCUCUCUUGUGUUCUCCCCAGAUAAAAUCUUUUUUUAGUCCAUAUAGAUCCUAACAUUUUGGUUUUGUUUUUUUUUUUUUUUUUCCCAGACCAGGACUGCAGACUGAUAUGGGUAUCACUAGUGUUUUCUGAAUGUUGUGUUUCCCAGUUUCAUCUUCCUUUGAAAAGUGAAAAUAUGGUGCCUUCCCUCCUUCCCUCCCUCUCUGCCUCCCUUCCUCCAAGAAAACUGGCAAAUAUUUCCUUGUUCUCCCCCUGCUGUGGAGUGAUGAGACACGCACUUUACUCUUGAAGACUCAGCAAAAAGGCUCACUUCUCAGCAUAUCCAUAACAGACCACAUCAUUUCGGACUUAGGAAACUUUGCCAAGCAGUCUUUGUCAUUACAGAUAGUGAUGUUGUCCCCACCCCCACCCCACACUGUUGUAAGUCAAACUGGCGUUUGUUUAUGCUCCCCACUGCACCGCCCCCCCAAUCUGUGGCACAGCAUAUAAAUGUACCUCACUAAAGUUCUAUUAAAAAUGAGAUAGGGCCUUAUGUUUUCAUAAUUUCCCAGCAAUGUGCCACCAUGCGUUUGCCUCAAGGCAAAGGUUUAACAAGCUAACAAGUACUUCCCAGUUCCCCUGUGCUGUUUUCUACCCACAAUACCCAAGUGUUUUGUGCAAUGUGUAGUGUGUAUGUAUAAAUAUAUAUAUAUAUAUAUUCUUUAGAGACAUCAUUCAGAAGUAAUGUAUUGGCAUCUCAUUCAUAUUUCUGAUGUGAAGUAUAUGGUACUAUUUACUUUUUCUUUAAUGUUUGCCAAAUUAGAAUCAAGGUGUUGGUACGAAAUAACAGCAUGUGUAGAAAACAUUUUGGCUUGAAGAGUUAGCCUGAAAUUCUUUCCCUGGGCACAGUGUGCUCUGCGCAGACCAGCGCCCUGCCGUCUCGCUGCCCGGUUCCCGUCCCUGUGUCCUCAAUUUUCAGGGUGUAACACAAUUCUUUCAUAGCAUCCUAUCAUUGAAAUUCUCUGGCAAUUGGACAAUGACAGCGUGGAAACAAGCUGGUAUAGAUAGUACAGUAGUCACUAGGGUGCCGAAUUCACAUCAGCAAAUGCAAAAUAGAUGUUUUAUAAAAGACAGACUUUGUGUUAUGUUUCUAUUUUCAUUACAUUGUAUAAUAAUGUAAGAUUAUUGUAUGUUCUAAUUUGCAUUAUAAAUGUUUUUCCUACAUAAAGGCAUAAAUAUAGCAACUUUGUAUAAAGGUAGCUUAUUAGAUUUUAAUUUUUCUUUUAUAAAAGUUAUUUACAGUGGGACUACCAUUGCCAAAUUGUAUAUGAGAUAUGAAUUUUCCCCUAUGGUUAAUUUCUAAACAUUCCAUAUUUCUCUAAUGAAAGACGUGAUACUGUACUAUGCAUAAAUUGUGUUUUAAUGCUGUUUUAUAUCACAGGUUAAUCUUGGGUUGGCAAACGUAACCACUGUGACUACGAUAAAACCUUGUGUGUGUGGCAGCGUCGCGGCCCUCUGGCCCUCUGUCUUUGUUCUUGCUCCCCAUCAGUGCCAAUGUCAGGUGUCCUGGAGCACGGCAGUAAAACAGACCUUUUACACUGAG
Apodemus sylvaticus (European woodmouse) is the source of this 5831-nucleotide messenger RNA. RefSeq names its product fibroblast growth factor receptor substrate 2 (gene Frs2). Gene Ontology annotation, biological process: cell surface receptor protein tyrosine kinase signaling pathway. The transcript has 8 exons. NCBI's taxonomy places the organism in Eukaryota, Metazoa, Chordata, Mammalia, Rodentia, Muridae. The coding region runs from base 364 to 1890 and encodes 508 amino acids. Gene Ontology annotation, cellular component: cell-cell junction; cytoplasm. The record is from RefSeq and is a predicted model, not a curated record.